Messenger RNA from Branchiostoma floridae (Florida lancelet), 2823 nucleotides. RefSeq names its product lactase-phlorizin hydrolase-like. Gene Ontology annotation, molecular function: beta-glucosidase activity. Bases 24 to 1769 code for a protein of 581 amino acids. NCBI's taxonomy places the organism in Eukaryota, Metazoa, Chordata, Leptocardii, Amphioxiformes, Branchiostomatidae. The record is from RefSeq and is a predicted model, not a curated record. Gene Ontology annotation, biological process: carbohydrate metabolic process. The transcript is spliced from 11 exons.
AGCUUUACCAUUCCUAAGAGAAGAUGACGGCGUUCUACUGGACAAUUUUCCUGUUGGCGGCGCUGUGUCGUAAAACUGGAGGACAGUUUCUGGACCUGAAGAAUAUAACUGCCCGUGAUGCUUUCCUGUCCGGGACUCUGCCCGACGGCUUCCUCUGGGGAACGGCCACUGCUGCCUUCCAGAUCGAAGGAGGGUGGGACUCGGGAGAGAAGGGACCGUCCAUUUGGGACUGGUAUUCUCACCUGCCACAAAACGUGCCAUGGGGAGAUGUGGCAACUGACAGUUAUCACAAGUACAAAGAGGACGUUCAGAUGCACGUGAACACGAGCCUCAACUCCUACCGGUUCUCCAUCUCGUGGCCGCGCCUAUUCCCAGACGGUACCAACACCACCAUCAACCAAUAUGGCGUGGACUACUACAACAACCUCAUCAACGAGCUGCAGAACAACGGCAUAGAACCGCUGGUGACUUUGUAUCAUUGGGACCUCCCACAAAAACUCAAGGAACGCUAUGGCGGAUGGGUGAACGACACCCUGGUAGAGAUGUUCGAGAACUACGCCAGGUUCUGCUUUACCACAUUUGGUGACCGCGUCAAAUAUUGGACAACAUUCAACGAGCCCUGGUCCUUCGUUGCCGCCCUCGGUGACUUCAACAAUGACCCCGACUACACCAUGAAAUACAAAAUGGCACACAACGUGAUCAGAGCGCAUGCACGAGCAUGGCAUACCUACGAUGACGACUUCCGGUCUGCUCAGAAUGGAUCGGUCGGUAUAGUGAUCAGCUCCAUAUGGGGGGAGCCGGCAGACCUGCACAACCCGGCUGACCGCCAGGCGGCGACCAACUACAUGGAGUUCUUCUUCGGCUGGUUCGCCAACCCUAUCAUCGGGAACGGCGAUUACCCGGAUGUGAUGAAGCGGAUGGUGCGAGAGAGCAGACUGAAACAGAACCAGACGGUCUCUCCUCUUCCCGAGUUUACAGAGGAGGAGAAGAUGUACAACAAAGGGACUACGGACUUCUUAGGGAUCAACACGUACACGGCCAGGAUCAUAUCCGCCACCAAUGAGACACAGACAUGUCAUCCGGAUAACCACAACUUUGCCUCUGCCUGUGGGUUCAUGCCGGACCUGAUGGGAGUGAAGGAGACAGUCGGACCCGGAUGGUUCUACAUGGGCAGUAAUAUCUUCUGGUUCGCACCUUGGAACAUCCGGGGUAUCCUGCACUUCGUGCGGGAACGGUACAGAUACACAAAGCCGUUCUACCUAUCGGAGGUGGGGAUAGGCGAAACGUACAAGUACCACAGCCCGCCGAACUUGAACGACACCUGGCGGAUGUGCUUCUACAUGACAUACGCAAACGAAGCACUGAAGGCGGUCAAGCUGGACGGGGUUGACCUGAGAGGGUUCUACGCCUGGACACUGAUGGAUAACGUGGAGUGGGGCAGCGGACCGGACCUGGCUUUUGGACUCUACCAUACCAACUUCACCCACCCAUCGCGCAAGCGUACUCCCAAAAGGUCCCAGGGCCUGUACGGCUCCAUCGCUCGAGAGAACGGGUUCCCUGACAAUGCAAUCCAUGUGCGGAUGACUCGGGAGUGGUGGCAGUGGUGUCACAUGGACGAGGCGUACGCACCGACCCGGCACGGCUAUGUGGAGCCAACCAACAAGCCGGCUCCCUGCCCAUCGGUGUCCACAGCUCCAGCCGCACAGUCUCUGAUGUUCACCGGAAUACUCGGGAUCCUGGUCGUCCUUGUCGCCUUCUGCAGUCCCUAGUCUUUUAGAUGAUUCAUUUUAAGCCAAAAUUUCCAUACAUCAUAGCUCGUUUUUAAUUGAGAUAUUGGUUGUUUUUAUAACAAUAAUUGAUUAAAAAGGUACUGCUACUAAUCUAAAUUUAGAUGUAUCCUAUUUUGCUUAUCGCACGCGAUUAAACAUGGUUGUAGGGAAUGAUUCUCAUAGGGUUCAAAACUGCCUCGUUUUGUAAGCUAUAUAAGGUGUUUCUCCUUGGGCCACUCUUGUUUUUACCCCAUGUUGAAGACAUACAAAGUGUAAUGAAUAUUCUGUCACUUUCAUGAAGAAUUGUAUACUGUACUUGUAUACUAAUUAUUAGUUACAUUUUGGGAGGGUGCUCUGACCUGCUCAAAAUCUAUGGAACAUGAGCGACAUUUGGCGGAUUUAAAAAUCAUAACAUCGGGUCAUUGAGUGGAGCCUGAGACAACAUCAUAAUUCCAUGAUAGUACUUGAAGACGAUUUCAAUUGUUAAGAGUUCUGAGAUGUCCUAAAUUUCUAAAGACUCAGAAAAGUAACUAGGAGACCAUUCGUGUCAAGUUUAGAUGGAUGUUAUCUAUGUGUGACUAUGACGAACUUUUCAUGUGCCCAGAUACAUGUUGAUGUUAUUUGGUUGCGUUUCAACCCUCUUUGAAACCAGCUACUUACAGAACAAAAACACAUAGCUACCUAUUGCACAUUCGAAAGUACAAAUAUGUGUAAUAGAAUGUAACGUCGCUAGGUGGCGCGGCAAACAAGUAACGUUCCGUUUUAACUUAGAUUCAGUAUGUAUGUUCAGUACCAGGAGUUCGGAUGACUCGUUAUCAAGGCCUUUCUUUGAUUGCAAUGUGCUUGUAGUUAAUCAGUCGUCAUUUCUAAAAAUCUUGGAAUCCAUCAAACGAAUUAAUUCCAUGAAAUGAAGUAGCUGUAAACGUGUGUUUCAGUUUAUUAAUGUAAUACUCUGACAUGUAAUAAAGAUGUAGAAAGAUUUACCCAAGAACCUACCAAGAUUCUUUCCUAUUCUGGCGCGACUUCCCGCUCAGUGAUGUGGUUGUAGAGAAAG